Dreissena polymorpha is the source of this 1795-nucleotide messenger RNA. RefSeq names its product hemicentin-2-like. The transcript is spliced from 8 exons. The coding region runs from base 46 to 1635 and encodes 529 amino acids. NCBI's taxonomy places the organism in Eukaryota, Metazoa, Mollusca, Bivalvia, Myida, Dreissenidae. The record is from RefSeq and is a predicted model, not a curated record. Gene Ontology annotation, molecular function: cell adhesion molecule binding. Gene Ontology annotation, biological process: cell-cell adhesion. Gene Ontology annotation, cellular component: cell-cell junction.
AAUAUUGCACAUUCUAACAUUUUUUCAGAAAUCCCAACCAUAACAAUGUUUCACGUGGAUACAUUUGAAGGGUUAUCUAACAUAACCUUAGAAGACAACGACACAGCAAUCAUGCAGUGCAUUGCAGAAGGUUUUCCUACACCGCGAUUGAGCCUUAUCAAGGACAAUUCAACACUCGAUGCAUUUAAUGAAGUAUCAGAGGGCCUGACUAAAAGUCACCUUACUUUCAAAAUAACUUUUGCAUUAGGCCAUGAUUCAGGGACAUAUACUUGCAUUGCAUCCAACACGCACGGGCAAAGUAGACGAUACGUACAUGUGCAAAUCUUGAAGCCUCCAACUGUUAUGAGCAUCGACGAUGCGUACAUAAAUGAGGGAGACAGUUUAAACAAAUCGUGCAUUUAUCACACUGGCUUUCCACCAGAGACAGAUAUACAGUGGACAAAAGACGAAACUGUCGUGUCAAACGGAACGCUAUGGAUUCUGAAAGUAGCAAGAACCGAUGCUGGGAUCUACACGUGCAGAGCAACAAACACACACACACGUGGGCGAUCAAACUUUACCGGAUGCGAUUGGGAGCAGUUUAAACUUCAUGUGUUAUACCAACCCUUUGUACAGAAAUUCAGUGUCGAAUCAUUCGGUGAAGUAAAGAAUGUUACAUUGCUGGAAAACACAACUGUCGAAUUCCAUUGUAUUGGUGAGGGCUUUCCACCACCAGAUCUAAGACUCGUAAACUCUAACUUGAAUAUGGACAUUAGCACCGGUAUGAGUUCGGAAAGCACAACUACUAGCCUUCGACACAUUCUCGCUCCCGCUCAGUGCAAAUAUUUAGGAAAAUAUACGUGCAUUGCCUCAAAUAAAAUCGGACUGGGUGGCAUGGAUUUGUUUCUGAAUAUUCUGUGUCCGGUAAGAAGAAAUCCAGCAGUCAGCAAAACAGAAGACGAUAACAAUAUAGCAUUCCGCAAUAUUGGCGAUGCAGUGACGUUUGCAUUUGAAGCACAAGCGAAUCCGACUCCGGGUCGAUCGGAUAUUUCAUUGAAAAAAUGCACCGAUUCCAAUCCAUGCACCGAAAUCACAAAUGACUCAAAUAUUCACAUUACCACGAACGGCACACGUAUCACUCUAUACCUGGGGAAUGUAUCGGAGUCAGAUUACGGGAUUUACGUUCUGCAAGUGGACAAUGGAAUCGGGAAACCCCAUACGGAGGUUUACAUAUUGAAGCGUCCUCGUCUAUCUGAAGAUGCAACGCAAAGCGUCAUUUUAAGCUACAUCAUAAUAGCGGGAAUAAGUAUUUUCGUGUUUCUUGCAAUCCCAGUCGUUGUCUUCUGUGUGUGCACAAAAUUCAACCGAAGCAAUUCAAGAGCAAUAGUAGAGGUCGAAUUGCCGACUAUUGUGCCUUCAACCUUUAACCGCGAAGGUCAUUCUAUUCAGUCUUCACCUUUGGCAUCAGCGCAAAUUGGCGAGCAGAGUUUGAUUUAUCACGAAAUUGAUCCACAGCUGUCAGAGUUCGAUACACCAAUAGUUGCUGAUGGCAUCAAUAGUGUUGCACAAACGUCAUGUGCACGUGGUCGUUAUGAGGAUUUGGAUCGUUCGUUACAUGGGGACGAGUCGCAAUACCUGAGGGUGGUUGCCGAUUGACAGUGUAUGACGGAUUAAAAAUUAAAACAUUUAAGCAUCAAAAUACAUUUGAUAUUAAUAAAACUGUUGUUAGCCGUCAAAUAUAGCAAACUUAGUUGUAUUUUUAAAAUAUAAAAUAAAUAAUACAUUGUAUAUCCAGUUCAAUUGACAUAUUAUUUGA